UUAUAUUCUUUAAGUUUCUACAAAUUCGUGGCUCUUAAUAAAACCACUAAUUUAAAUGAGGAAUAUUUCACGAGAAUGAGAAAGGGGGAAGUAAAACCAACUCUGAAAGCCCAAGAAUUCUUUACGAGUGCCUUGCCAGUUCCGGAGGAAUUUACUCAGAAGUCUCUGCUUAUUAUCACCAAAAAAGGAAAAAUUAAACUUCUGGGAACUGAAAAACUGCAAAAUAUCAGCAAAUCAGGGAAGAAAUUAAUUAAUCUUUACCAGAAAACUAUUGAAAAAUGUUCCCUUCACCAAUCUCAGUUAGUUGAACAUAAGGCUAUUUCGCAUGUUUGUGGUAUAGGUUGUCAACAAUUACGAGAACUCCAAAAAGAAAUUAGGGAGUGCGACGAAGGAAUUGAACUCAUCAUCAAAAGAAAAAGCAAAGAUGGGGUCGUGAAAAACUUGAAAGUUCCCAUUUAUCGCCAG
Molecule: messenger RNA, 465 nt
Organism: Paraglomus brasilianum
Lineage: Eukaryota; Fungi; Glomeromycota; Glomeromycetes; Paraglomerales; Paraglomeraceae
Source: the annotation of a GenBank genome assembly